UUUAAACCUCUCCCAAGCCCAUACUCAGAAUCAUCAGACAAUUCUUCCUCAAUCCCAACUCAACCUCAUCUCAACCAAAACCAUCACCAUGAAAUUCGCCCAUUCCUUCCUCUUUGCUCUAGCAAGCAUCCACUCUGCCUUUGCAAACAAGGUCACCUGCAAAGCUGAUUCAGAAUUGCUCAAUGGCGCCAUCGGACAGGUCUACUCCCCGGAACUCGUUGUCGUUUCAACACCAGCCAGCGACGUUCGGGUUGCUCAUGAAGAUGACGUUCUCACUGCUGACGUUCAUGAAGAAAGAUUGACUAUUAUCACGGAUGACAGUAACCAUAUUUUGAAUGUCGGGUGCUAUUAAUCUGUAUCAUUGCUGUGGGAUCGAUUGAAGGGUGCAUGGAUAUAUAUUGAUGUAGUAGAUAAACCCAUAGCCCCCUGGUACUAGGACAUGCUUUGUAUACUCAGAUUGAAAAUUUACUCUAUGCUUUAACUCAAGGCUACUCUGUGUAGU
Aspergillus wentii DTO 134E9 is the source of this 502-nucleotide messenger RNA. RefSeq lists its product as uncharacterized. The record is from RefSeq and is a predicted model, not a curated record. The transcript has 3 exons. NCBI's taxonomy places the organism in Eukaryota, Fungi, Ascomycota, Eurotiomycetes, Eurotiales, Aspergillaceae. The coding region runs from base 89 to 352 and encodes 87 amino acids.